Conger conger (European conger) is the source of this 1491-nucleotide messenger RNA. It is a transcript of the gene serinc4, whose product is annotated as serine incorporator 4. The record is from RefSeq and is a predicted model, not a curated record. Gene Ontology annotation, cellular component: membrane. The transcript is spliced from 12 exons. Lineage: Eukaryota; Metazoa; Chordata; Actinopteri; Anguilliformes; Congridae.
AUGUCAACAGUUCAAUCUCUCUAGCGCACCAGGCUCAGCAAGUACUUCCUCAACAUGUUGGCCUAUCAGAUAUGUUGCUGCUGCGGCCCUGCCCCGUGCUCUCUGUGCUGCUCCUUCUGUCCUCCCGUCAAGUCUUCCACCAGCACGCGGGUCAUGUACAUUCUGUUCCACAUCCUGGCCUGUGCUGUCUCGUGCCUCAUGUUGUCCAGGACUGUGACUGAAACCGUGAGAGAGAAUGUGCCUUUCUUUACUCUGGUGUGUGACCAGGCCAGAGGGGGUGGGGACUGUGAGAUGCUGGUGGGGUACUCAGCGGUUUACAGAGUGUGCUUUGGCACUGCCUGCUUCCACCUGAUGAUGGCGCUCUUUCUCAUCGACGUCAAGUCCAGCCAAGACUUCCGCGCAUUCAUCCACAAUGGGUUCUGGUGUCUGAAGUUCAUUACCCUUUUAGGGAUGUGUUCUGCUGCCUUCUUCAUCCCAACAGAAUCCUUCCUACAUGCCUGGCACUAUGUCGGUGUAGCAGGCGGUUUUGCCUUCAUCCUGAUACAGCUUGUCCUGAUCACAGCAUUCGCUCACACCUGGAAUAAGAACUGGUUGACAGGAGCUGCUGAGGACAGGCGAUGGUACCUGGCGGUCCUGUGCGCCACCCUGGGCUUCUACACCAUCGCCACAGGAGCCUUCACCUUCAUGUACAAGUUGUACACCCACCCAGCUGCCUGCCAGCUGAACAGGGUCCUGCUGUGGACCAACCUGGGCAUGUGCGGCCUCAUGUCCUUCAUCGCUGUCACACCCUGUGUGCAGGAAAGACAACCGCGCUCUGGACUCCUCCAGGCCUCCAUCAUCAGCUGUUACGUCAUGUACCUCACUUUCUCUGCCCUCUCCAGCCGUCCACCAGAAAGAGUAGAGUACCACGGGCAGAACAUCACAGUGUGCUUCCCGAACGUGAGCCGAGAUGGGAUACAGAAGGAGGGCAACGCUGUGGCCAUCAUCGGGGCAGCCAUCAUGUACUGUUGUGUGCUCUUUGCAUGCAAUGAAGCCUCUUAUCUUGCAGAAAUGUUUGGCCCCUUCUGGAUGAUCAAAGUUUAUCGAUAUGAGUUCCAGAAAGCAAGCUGUUGUUUCUGCUGCCCAGAACAAGAGGAGGAGGAAGAGCUGCAGGUGGACAAUGAGAGUAAAGGCUGCCAGAAGGUGAUCCACAAUGAAAACCAGCGUGUUGCGUACAGCUACUUCUUCUUCCAUUUUGUCUUCUUCUUGGCCUCCCUCUAUGUCAUGAUGACUCUCACCAAUUGGUUCAGCUACGAGUCAGCAGUCCUGGAAACGACCUUCACCCAUGGCAGCUGGUCCACCUUCUGGGUGAAGAUGUCUUCAUGUUGGGCCUGUAUGGUCCUCUACCUUUGGCUGCUGCUGGGGCCGCUGUGCCGCUCCGAAUCCAAGUCUCGCCCCCGGAGGUCGCGAAUUAGGAAAAGGUCGCACCGCCACGUCAGUGUCAUCGUGUGA